UUUUCACUUUCUCUCAUUUCUCUGCAAGCAAAAUCCUCAUGUUUUUUCUCCAUCUUCAGAUCUGAAAAUCAAUGGAACUUCAAUUAACCUCAUUCUCCGACUCGGACUCCGCCACUGCCAUUUCCGAUGUACAUAAAGCAUGGCACAUUUUCGCUCUUCUAUUAUCAACAGGAAGACCAGCUCAGCCAUCGGAGCUUUCAUCCAAAUGCACUUUGUUUUCAGCUUCACCGGAGUUCAUUGAAUUUCUCUGUUCGAUUCCUAAUUCUCCUCUCCAUUUGACGAAUAAUUACUUAGUCACGUUUUCUUCCAUCGGAUUCACAUCAACCGUUAAAUUCUUCGCGAAUGCGGAUGCGUUUACGGCUUUUGUACCUCAGUUGGAGUUUCAGGAGCUCCAGGAUAGAGGACAGAGGGAGUGUAUAACUAGGACUUAUUAUAGGAAAAGGAAGAGAGCUGGAUCGGAGUUUGAGUAUUCACAAGUAGUUAAUAAAAGAGGACUUUUCAAUUAUUUUUAUGGUAAGGGAAGAAGUCAGAUGAUGAUGCCUUUGCCUUCGAUGGCACGGAGGAUUUUCAGACAGGCAUAUCUCCCCAAUGACAAUUCGAGGUGUGGCAUGAACCAGUUGACAAGAAUACCAUUGUCAUUGGAUUGCAAUUUCAGAGAAUUUUAUGAAAUGUUCAGAACCUCUUGGGUAAUUGUUGGUAGUGCCAGAUCAUCAAGUUCUGGACUUCAGAGUAUUGAAUAUGAAUGCAAAAACACGUUAGAGAGGGGAGAGAACAGUGAUGAAGCAAAUUUUGUACAUAUUCCUAUUUGUAAAUCUAAAGUUCCUAGUCAUAGCCUGUUCAGAUUCCCUAGAUCAACAAGAGUUGAACGUAUCACAGAUUCCAUGCUUCAGACUAAUCCACACCCUGCCAGUUCAGCUUCUGAGAUGGUUGGUACUACAGAAAAGAAAAUAAACUCUUGCAUAAAUUCCUGUACUAUAGUGGACAAAGAAAUGGAAAUUUUGCUAUCUGCAGCUGAUGCUUCUGUCUACAACUUUGAAAGGAUGACUCAAAAGGAAAAUUUUGUGGAAGGCAACAAAGAAGAAUCGGCUUCUUAUCCUGUUAGUAAUAUAAACGUUAACUGCACUGAGACUCAUACAACAAAGGCGCUCAUAUCAUCUCAAAAUGAUUUGCCUGCAGAGAAUGCUACCAAAGAAUGCUCGACUUCACUUCUCCACAUAGAUACAGCGAAAAAUGAUAAGCCUCUGCAGAGCCAUGCCAUCUUAGCGCGCACACAAUCUUUUGGUCAGAAGCAGCUGGGAAAGUCAUUCCCCAAUUCAAAAUCCUUUCAGAGGGAUGUAUUAAAUCAUGGGGAGCCGAAGAAUUCCAAGGCACCAAAGGAUCAUAAUGCCGCCAGUCUGCUUCUCAACAAAGAGCAACUUAGAAGAGAUGCAACGUCAAUCCCUGUGAAGCUGAAGCACAAACAGAACUAUGACUUGGGUAUGGGAAUUAAAGAGAGGAAGGAAAAUCCAAAAGAAAAUGGGGAGAAUGUCAUAUGUAACUCUGCAAAAAACCUAUCGGAGCAAAAUCAAUUGCCUAACUUUGACUCUUAUAUUGUGGAGGAAGAAGAGGGUUCAGGUGGUUAUGGGACGGUGUACAGGGCAAGGAGAAAGAGUGAUGGAGUGAAAUUUGCAAUUAAAUGUCCUCACCCAAAUGCUAACACACAACAUGUCCAUAAUGAGUUAAAGAUGCUCGAGCGCUUUGGGGGAAAGAACUGUGUCAUUAAGUAUGAAGGAUCAUUCAAGAAUGGAAAUUCUGACUGCCUUGUUUUAGAGCAUGUCGAGCAUGAUAGACCAGAGGUAUUGAAAAGGGAUAUGAAUGUUUCCCAGCUCCGGUGGUAUGGCUUUUGCAUGUUCAGGGCACUUGCUGGUUUACAUAAACAGGGUAUUGUUCACAGAGAUGUUAAACCUGGAAACUUCCUUUUUUCAAGAAAGGUUGAUAAAGGCUACCUCAUUGACUUUAACCUAGCUCUGGAUCUGCACCAAAAAUAUGGAACAUCAGACAAGACAAAGUCAAGCCAUGCCACAAGCUUUAAUAGUGAUCCUAUUUCCCCUGCCAAGUCUCUUCCUCCAAUAAAACAGAGAAGAUUCUCAACUGUAAAACUUGAGGAAGGCAUCAAUGAGGAAGCAACAAAAGGCGCUAAGUCUCCAAUACGAUCCAAAAACCUUAAAAGGAAGGCUGACCAAGAAAAGGUUGGCACUGAUAUUGCACAUAGGAGUAUUAGAAAAAGUCAAGGUGCUGAUGGUUCGGGGGUAACCUCAGCAAAGGAUGCCACAAGCAAUAGGACUCCAUCAGCAGAAAGGUUGAGAGAACCCCUUCCAUGUACUGGUAGGAAGGAGCUGAUUAACCUAGUGCAGGAAGUACGCCAACGUUCAAGCCAUGUAGAUACGAAUGGUCCAACUUCUAAGAGAAAGCGGGUUGCUGCAACUCCAGGAAAAGUAGAAAAGAAGUAUUACAUAACUCCAAUGCCGUUGCAUUCAUCUGGAAUUGCCAUUGGUGGUGCUGGUUUACUGAAAAGCAAAGGGGACCGGAUGCAAAAGCGAGAAGGACCCUGUGUUGGAACUAAGGGUUUCAGAGCUCCAGAGGUGCUAUUCAGAUCUGUACAUCAAGGUACAAAACUUGAUAUUUGGUCAGCUGGAGUCACUUUACUCUAUUUCAUUAUUGGCCGAACACCAUUUGCUGGAGAUCCUGACCAGAACAUAAAGGAAAUAGUGAAAUUGAAAGGAAGUGAAGACUUGUGGGAAGUGGCCAAACUACACAACCGAGAGUCUUCAUUUCCAGCGGAUUUAUUUGACACCAAAUCUCUAUCGCCUGUAAAAUUACGAGAUUGGUGUUCAAGAAACACCAGAAAAUUAGAUUUUCUGGAGAUCAUUCCCCAAUCACUUAUUGAUCUUGUGGACAAAUGUUUAACAUCAAACCCAAGACUGAGGAUUAGUGCAGAGGACGCCCUCCGGCAUGAGUUCUUUACUCCAUGCUACGAGACUUGGAGAAAGCAGAAGCUGCAUCGUCUAAGGUUUAGCCAAGAGUCCCAAGACCUAGGAUCUACACUUACUCUACCAGAAAGUUCUCAGUCGUGUAGUAUUGUAAACAAAGUACAAGUAGCUAAUUGA
Solanum verrucosum is the source of this 3146-nucleotide messenger RNA. RefSeq lists its product as uncharacterized. Gene Ontology annotation, molecular function: ATP binding; protein serine/threonine kinase activity. NCBI's taxonomy places the organism in Eukaryota, Viridiplantae, Streptophyta, Magnoliopsida, Solanales, Solanaceae. Bases 72 to 3146 code for a protein of 1024 amino acids. The transcript has 15 exons. Gene Ontology annotation, cellular component: nucleus. The record is from RefSeq and is a predicted model, not a curated record. Gene Ontology annotation, biological process: mitotic DNA damage checkpoint signaling; protein phosphorylation.